AUGACCGAUGAAAGGGAAUUAAUUAAAAAAAGGGCAAGUUACAAAGGUCGAUUAACGGCAUUCAAUAAUUAUCUCAGUGAAUUAAAGGAUACAUUGAGCUCGUCUCAGAUUAGCGAACUGCAAUUGCGCGUAAGUAAAAUUGAAUUAUUAUACGAACAGUACGAUGAGGUUCAAUUGAAAUUGGAGUGUAUAGUGGACGAUAUCAAUAGUCAAAUAAACGAGCGGAAUGAUUUCGAAUCGACGUAUUAUAAAAUUCUUUCGAAAGCUCACGAACUUAUUCGAGAAAAUAAAAAUAAUCUUGAAUGUUUAGGCAGUGAAAAAGAUUUUUCACGUAUUAACAAUAAUAAGCUUGUUAAAUUGCCUACUAUUCAGCUUCCGAAAUUUAGCGGGUCGUAUGACAACUGGCUUGAGUUUCACGAUACUUUUUCUAGCUUAAUACACUCAAAUGAUGAUAUCGAUGAUAUCAACAAGUUUCAUUAUCUUCGCGCGUCGCUCGAAGGGACAGCCGCCGUCGUAAUACAAUCUAUUGAAUUUUCGGCGAGUAAUUAUUCGGUGGCUUGGAAUUUAUUAUGCGGACGUUUUAAUAAUAAACGUAUUUUAAUUCAAAACCAUGUAACGUCAUUAUUUAACAUUGAGGUAAUUACUAAGGAAUCGUCAUUCAUUUUAAAGCGCAUGAUAGACUCCGUGAGUAAAAAUCUACGUGCACUUGAGUCAUUAGGUGAGCCCAUAAAUCACUGGAACACCUUACUCAUCCACAUUAUUACUCACAAAUUAGAUAGUAAGACAUACCGGGAAUGGGAAGAGUACAAAGGUCACUUGGAUAAUAACAAAAUUAUUUCAUUUGCGUCAUUUUUAUCAUUUAUACAAAAUCGUGCAGAUCUAUUAGAAACUUUGGAACUGUCUCGCAAUCCUCAAAUUAACCAAAAUAAAAAUAAAAUUAAAAGCAUGGUGUCGGUCACUAAGACCCAAAAUCGGUUAAAUGAGAAAAGCGAAAUGUCUCAGUUCAAACUUUGCCCUAACUGUAAGGCUGAGCACAGUCUAAACAAUUGUUCAAAAUUUCUAGGGCUUUCUUCUGAACAACGAUUAGAAUUAUUACCGCAGUUUAAGCACUUCGUCGAUUCAUUUCACGUCGCGGAAAACCUAAAAACAUACUCCGACAACGGAACUUCAUUCGUAGGCGCAUACAACGAAAUCGGUCGUUUUAUAAAAGACAAUUGCAAUUCACUGUCCGAGAAUUUGGCUCAGGAAAAUAUAAAUUUCCAUUUCAUUCCUCCGCAAGCCCCUCACUUUGGCGGUCUUUGGGAAGCAGGCGUUAAGUCAAUAAAAUAUCAUUUACGGAGAAUAUUAGGUAAUUGUAACCUUACAUACGAGGAAUUAAACACUGUGCUGGUUCAAAUUGAAGGUGUACUGAACUCUCGUCCGCUGACACCUCUCUCCACGGAUCCUGAUGACUUACUGCCAUUAACCCCGGGACAUUUCCUCAUCGGCCGCCCCAUCACCUCUCUUCCUUCUCAAAAUUAUGAAGAAGUCCCUAGCAGUAGACUGAGUCGAUACCAACGCAUCCAACAACUUCGUCAACAUUUUUGGAGAAGAUGGAGCAAGGAAUAUCUCUCAGAACUCCAGCAGAGAUCAAAAUGGCGUUCCAAUGCUGACACUUUAGGGACGGGUGAUCUUGUAGUUCUGAAGGAAGACAAUUUACCGCCGCUCAAAUGGCGACUGGGUCGAAUUACAGCCUUUCAUCCCGGAGCCGACGGCAUCAACCGCGUUGCCGAUAUCAGAACUGCCACCGGAAUCGUCCGAAGACCUUUCUGCAAAAUCUGCCCUUUACCUAACAACAAGGAAGGCUAA
Parnassius mnemosyne (clouded apollo) is the source of this 1848-nucleotide messenger RNA. Lineage: Eukaryota; Metazoa; Arthropoda; Insecta; Lepidoptera; Papilionidae. The record is from the annotation of a GenBank genome assembly.